AUGGCGCAAACUGUCCGGGUCCAUGCAAGCAACCGUGGAACAAGCGAUAGUCGCCUACAACAUCCCAAUAAGGUGCCUACAUCGAACACGGAACACGCUAAUCAUCAUUUUAAAUUUCCCUCAACGGGCGGAGAUUUCUUCCCCGAAACGAGAUACCGCGAGAAUGGUUCUGCUAGUGCACUAGUCUCGCAAAAUCAAGAUAUUUUGGAAGAGUUACACGAUUAUAUUCAGGGUACUGAAGAUCCGACUGACAACAAUAAUAAGGCAAAUUCCUUGCCCAACAAAAUGGCGACGUCGAACUCAAGUGGAACGAACCAACCAACGGCGAACGCUAAUGGAUUUCAAAUGUCCAUGAAUUCAUCUUCGGGACUACCAAACAAGAGCGGACCGCUAGGUUUGGGAAUGCCCGCCUCCGUUCAUCUAAACAAUCAACUUUCGUCAAUUCUCGACCCAGGAAGUACCUCGGCAAGCCCGGCCGUGCCGUCUAGAAAUCUUAGUGAAUCGAACCCUAAUCCCGCAAAUAUGAAACUUCUGGCAUCAAAUCAACCAAAUUUAUCACCACAAACCCGGUACAAUGAAUUCAACUCGAGACAGGAAAUGCUAUUGCGAGACUAUCGCGAAGUUCCCAUCGCACCUAGAGCGCCGAACUCAACCGAACAAUAUGGCUCCCAACAAAGGUUCAUGUCUGCGCAGAGUGAAAAUCAACAUAAAAGAGGGUUAAAUUCCCAAUCAACAAGCGCUUAUCAUCCAAAUUAUUACUCUCAGGAAUCGAGCGCGCCUCAAGCUGGGCAAAGAGCGCCCAACUCGCAACCAGAUGAGAGAAACAUGAUCACAAAUCAGCAUUUUCAGUGGCCGAACAGACUGCAGACGACGAACCAUUGUUCGUCAAAUUUACCAACAAAUACUUCACCCGGCCCGCCGAUGAGUCGAGCACAAUUGCAGGUAAGAGGGGAUUACUACCAUACAGAGAUUGUUUACAUUUUUAGGUAUUUUAAGGCGUUCGCCGUUCAUUUGUGGGGAGAUUGUAGGGGUAACUAGUCGCCCAGUAAAAGCAGACAUACGUUUGAAAUAUUUAUCAUCAGAAUAUUCAUAAUGGCGGACUUGAAUUUUGUGCGCGGGCGAUCGUAUUUCAUGAACGGGAUAAAAACCGAUUCGAAGCGAGCUGUAGCGCUCAGAAGGAAGAUAGUUUCGAUUCCAUAACGUACGAGUUCGAGCCGGCGAAGAUAUUUUUUGUGUACAGUUUUCUAUACAAUUUAAACUUGGUUCACCACCUGUGAAAUUUAUCUACCUGCUCGUCUGAUUGGCUGUGAAAGUGUCAAUUUAUAAAUAAUUGCAGACAGCUUCAGACAUAGAUCACUCAUUGGCCUCCAGUGGAUUAAUCUGGAGAACAUUUCAUUGACCUUUCUUUGUAGAAAUGUGAAGGGUUACUGUGUCUUUGUCCUGUUGCCUUUUAUUGUCUGUCUAAAGUGCUAUUGUUACAUCUCGGUUUGUUUGAUUUUCAUUUAAAGCUAAAACAUGAAAUUGAGUUAUUGUGCUAAAUAGUGCAAUUCAUUUCAAGGCAGUUGUAUCUUUUGUUUUGAUAACCACUCUACCACAUGAUUACAGUGAUUUGAACCUCUGGCUCUUUUCUCCUUGCAAUGAACCUGUUUCAAUUUCAGUCUAGGUGGCUUGUUAAGUUGUUGGGUUUUUGAUCAAGCUAGUGAUUUACACAGUUUCCAAAACAGUAGUCCAGUUUCAAAAUAGGUAGUUAUUUUGCUGAAUUUCAAUUAUAUUGUUGUAUUAAAGUACCACUGAAUACUGCAAAAAUUUUUUCUCAUCCUUGAGUUUCCUUCACACAAACCACAAUUUGCACUACUGUGUUUUUAACUAUCUUGUGCUCUGUUACCACUUUUAGCAUGUUAAACAUUUCUCUCAGUAGUCUUUGUUAAUGCAUAGGCCAAUAUACAAGUACAAUAUUUUCUAUUUGAAAUGCAUGAUAUAAAUGAACUCUCCAGCAUUGUCCCAUUGAAAAGGAAGCACAUGAAGCAAUUUCAAGUAAUAGCAAAGAAGGAAAUGGUUUACACAUUAAUUGUGGCUUGAUUUUUUCUUUACUUAAAAAUAUUUACUAAUCACUUGCAAAAGUUUUUCCUUUAGUUAUAUUGUUGCAAAGAUCUGUAGUUUUAAUGCUAAGUUAGUCUACUUCGAUGCUGAAAAUUCCAAGUAACUGACAAAAAAGGGCUAUGUAUUUAGUAUUUAAGGGGUGUGAUGUACAUGUAGAUUGCUAUGUAUUUUAAUUGGUUACCUUUUCCAAGAGCAAGUUUAGUUUUUCAAUCUUCUGGAAUCUUUGAGUAUCAAGAGAAGGAUUUUCAUGAUGUUUAAAAUCCAAGAUAGUAUUGUUAAGUACUGCAUGCUUUAAAAUACAGGGUUACUUUUUAUUAUAGGAUGUUGGUUAUUGCUAAGCUUGUAGUUUGACCCAAAAUUUUUCUCAGAACAAAUUUUUUUGAAUUAGUCUUACUUUUAGUUUCCUUGUGACAGAUUUAUUAUGAUGGUUAGCCCAGUGCAAAAAUCAAGAGUAAACUUUGUUUGAAAAACUUAGAAGAAAUUUAACUUUCUAAACUUUUUCCUUGAAAAACAUCCAAGGUACCCUGCAAAAUACUAUAACUGAUUGUCACAAAUGAAUGUAUUUAGUAUAUUCCACUUUUACAACCAGUACUAAUAACUUGAAAUUUUUCCUUAAUUUUUCUGUAAAGAAAAAAAAACCAUCUGUUUCAGUGAAGUUCCUCUUUAGUUUUGUCUGCACAUGACUUCCGAUUUGUUGAUUUGGCUAUAAUUUGAACCGGGACCUAUUUAAGAACUUAAGUACUUGUUAUUCCAAUUUUAGAGCAGCAAACACCUGGUGUCAUCAACUUGGUUGUUUUGUCUAAGUGACAUGUUUGCAUCCUUUCACUGAUUUUCAUACAUGAAGUUGUCCAGCUGUGUUUUAAAUUGGGCACAGCUUUCUCUGAAGGAGAAGCUUCGCACUGUAAACUGCACAUAACAGGCUGCUAGAUAGGAGUAGAAGACUAAUAUAAAUUCAGUAACUUCUAUUUUCCCAUUUUUUUCUUUUUGGCCAAAAACUCAAAUAUUGAUUUUAAGUAAUAUUUCUGAUGACCUUGAGGCAUAGCACUUUAGUCUAAAAUUCAUCUUUCCCUCAAUAAAGUUUUAAACUCACUGAUGUUAAGUAAUUUGUUAAUCUGGCCAAUAGAGAUUGUAAUAUCAAGUAGACAUUCAGUAUACACGGUAUAUUGGGUAAACUAAGUCCACAGGGGUAACAAUUUGCCUAGGUAUGGCUUUGACUAAAUGAUUUUAGGUAUUGUAAAUGGGGAACAAAGUGUGUCUACCUAAAUAUCCUCUUAAAAGGGUUCAGUAAAAACAUUAGAGGUGUAGCUGUAACAUAGGUUUGAGAUUACAAUGUUGACAGUAAAUUGCUUCUUUGAUGUAAUGAAAUUUAAGUUCAUCAGUCUUGUUUGUGCAAAAUGUUCCUGAAAUUCCCCAAAAUAGAUAUGUUUUGUGAACUUUUGGAACACUUCACAAUGGCCAAUUUAUAUCAUCAACUCUGUUGAUAAAACCAAAUUAUCUUGUUAUACCACCCACCAAGGUAGCACCACAGUUCCUUUAGAAAACCACUCCCCUUAUUCAGAUAUGUAUUAGUUGAAGUACAAUAGGGAGAAAAAAUAGCGUCCAUUGUUAGAAAUUUUAAAUGCACUUCUGUUGCUCUUAUUGCUUUUAGCUAAAGAUGAUGACAGUAAAAGUAUGAUAAAGUUUUCUAAGAGUGGGCUUGUUUGUUCUCUGACAAUGCAAUUUUGAGGUUUAAGUAAGUGCUGCAACACAUUAUUCCAUCUGUUUUCAAGGUGGACCAUAUCCUGGACAGGUAAAACCAUGUUAGGCUCGGAAUUAACCAUAAGCCAUACUAAAUUCAAAUUAAGUUUAAUUUGAAUGUAUCAAAGAAACUCCUUGUUUUGAACCAGAAGUUUAACUCCAUGAGGAAAACAAAACUGAGCUCAGAAAAAUUAAGUGCCUAACUUCUAGUUUUCAGCAACGUGUAUACAAUAGGUUUUUGACAAAUCAUGGUUAUUACUGCAAAGUAAGUAGUUUUACCUGAGCUAUAUAAAAGAUGAGAGUUUGAUUCAGACACAGAACUGAGAAUUAUUUCAGUUUUGUUUUGUUUCAGACGACAGACUGAAUCAGCCAAAAUAAACGCAGCUUAACAACAAACAAGUAACCUGAUUGCAAAAUAUUUUAUUUUAAUAAUAUGAAUUGGGAUUGAUUUAAGAGAGGUUAUCUUAAGAACCAUCGCAUUUCUUUGAUAAUAUUUUUCAAGCCAUAUAGUUAUUUCAAGGCAUCAGAAAUUAUUUCGGUUCAGUAUCUGAACUGAUUCCAAAGAUUAUUCUUAAAGGAUGAGUUUUUCAUUAAAGAAAAUUUCUGUAUGCUAUCAUGUUACCUUAACCCUCUAAGAAUACAUCAGUAGGUGGCUAGUAACUAAUAAGUAUAGAAACCACUAAAUGUUUUGUAAAUUGGCAAAGAAUACAUCUUCCUUUUACUUUUACUGCAUUCCCACCAUGGAUUUCAUUUAAAAUCUCUUGCGAGUGGCAAGUGUUUGUUUUGAAAAGUCAAGUAAUUGGAAAGGAAAAAAUGUAUGUUCCCAACACUAAGAAAAUGUUGGCCCAUAGAAUUCUCUCAUCAAACCUCAGGCAAACCCAAUCAGAGUAUUAAGUGUUUGUUAAGUAUUACUAAAUUUGGCAGAGAAAUGCCCAAUGGAUAAAUUUUCCAAGUUCCGAUUGAAGAACUUUACGUUAUGCCUAAAUUAACAUAUUUUGUCAAGUAGUGAACCAACAUCAUUUGGGAGUUGCCUUACAUGUAAGAAGAAACUCUUCACAUAAGAAACUAGUCCAUGGAAAUUUUGGGAAAAGUCCUGACUAGGAGAGCUACAUUGAAGUCCAGUCAAGAUUGUAAUCAGUCAGGGGGUAUUUAGGCACAACCCAAGGAUUAUCCUCAUUAUCAUCCAAAAUGCAGUGCAAGAACAUAUGCCCUAAAAAUUAAAUUCAUUAACAAAUAUUUCCUUCCAUUUGCCUUUUUUUUUUCUUUUUUUUUAAAGACCAACAUUUACAUCAGUAAUUUGGAUUUGGUGCCAUCCAAGGAAAACUAGAUUUGCUUGCAGUGCUGUUUGCUUCUUUUUUCAAUUUAUAUUUUGACAGUGUUUUUGCAAUAAGGCAUCUUUUAAUUGGCUCUGUUCAACUUCAAGCUCUUUGCUGUCUUCAAUGUGAAGAUGUAUGAGUGCCUUCAACCCUUUAACUCCUAAGAGUGACUGACUUAUGAUUUCUCCCAACAAUACCACCCUUGAAUCAAACAAAAAGGUGAUGAGAAUUAAUAAAAUGAUCACCAAUUAAGGAAGUUCCUCACUGCUUGACAAAUUCCCCUUUUCAUUACCAGAGGGAAUGUUAAGAGAACAGUGCAGUGAAUAUAAAUACAAAUUUUAGGGUUUAAAGGGUUAAAUUUAAAUGAAGGUAAAAAAAGAAUGAUGGAAUUGUCCCCAAUUUGGUCCAAUGUAUGCAUUGUUAUACAAUUAUCACUAUUUUAGAAUUGCUUUUUCCUGAAGUAGAGUAAUAAUUUGAUAGUGAUUUCUCAGAUGGCCUUAGAAUUGACCAUUAUGCUUGUAUGCUGAUAGUGAGGUUAAUAACCCUAGACCUUUUCACUCUAUUUCAGCAGCAAGGACUUCCUCAGCAACAGUCUCCUUACAUGAUGAUGGGUGGUUCACAACAACAACAACCACAACAACAACAUCAACCACAGUCCCAACAAGCUGGUCCUCAACAAUCAUAUGCAUCAUAUAUGAUACAGCAGCAGCAGCAAGGAGGAAUGAAGGCAGGAGCUUUGCCACAGUCCCAGCAAUACUAUGGCAACAUGCCCCUGGGCAGGCAGGUUGUCAGCCAGGCAAGUCUCUCAGGACAGCCACAACAUAUGGCUAAUCAAAUGCAGACACCUCCACAAGACUAUUCAAGCUUUCAGCAACAGCAAAUGCAACAUAGAUUUCCCCAAGUAAGUGUGCAUGUAUACUAUAAGUGGAGCAUUAUUCAUGAAAUUGUUAUUUUCUGUGGCAAGUUUGAUCUUUCAAAGCUUAAAAUUAACUAGUGAAACUUGUUAAUUGUAUAACAGGGUAAUUUAGUAUUGUUAACUGAGUUUAUAACAUAAAUUGGUUAUGGUAGAUAGUUUUGAAGCUGACAUUUUUAGUGUUAGCCUUAUGUCUGGGCGGAUGGUCCAUUUGCUCAAACAAGUGACUAAUGCGUUAAACAUCAGCUUCAAAACUCUUUACCAUAACCAAUUUAUCAACUCAGUUGAUAAUACCAAAGUACUCUGUUAUACUCUCCCACUGACACAGCAGCACUGUUUCUUUAGAAAGUUACCUGCUUUGUUAACGGUCUAUUCUGAUUGUGCUGGUGGACUGAGAAGACCUCUUAUCAGAAAGAUAACCUACUUUAUUACACCCAUUUUGAAAUCACUGGUGGUCCCUGUAAUCUGAUUGGCUCUAAUUGGUGCGAUUUAUUCACGAAUUGCACCAUUUUUUGCUUUAAAUCGCAUCUUUUUUCCAGUUGAAGAGGAGGCUACACUAAAAACAAAACAACCAAUCAGACUUCAAGGCUUGUUUAAAGUAACCGAUCAAAUUGCAGGAAGAUGAAAGACAUGAAGGAUCAUGUGGCAAAUUUUGCAACUUUUGUUUCCAAAACUCUUAUUUUUUCCUCCCAAAAAAUGGAUGACUUUAAUUCCAAACUGGCUCAGUAUUGUAGUAAUAAAUAUUUGAACUGACCAAGUCCUGUAUUUGGGCGAUUUCAAAAUGGAUGUAAUAAAGUGGUAAUUGAACCUCGUGUUGUGCAAUUUUGGUCUGAAAUUAUACUUGUGAUUUCAAAUUGAACUCGCGCUGCGCGCUCAUUCAAUUUUGAAAUCACGCGUAUGAUUUCAGCCCAAAUUGCACUCUACUCAGUUCAAUUACCAUUAUUAAUCCUAUACACCCUAACAUCAGCAUCCAUAUUCUCUUUACUCUUCACUGUACAUUUUGGUUCUGACAGUAAGAACUCUUUGAACAAUUGAAUUUUUUGCUUUAUUCUUGUGAUCUCAAUGGUGUGGUUCAGCAUAGUUACUGUAGGGAGAAACUAGAUGCUGGUCACUGUGAGGGUUAAAAGAGUUGAACAAUCAGAAAAUAAUUCAAAUUUAUAGCCUUUUCUCCUCUUUUAUUUUUGCCAAGAUAGUUAAAAACAAGACCGAAAUUCCCACAUUUGUGUGGUGAAUUUCUAUUGCAUUUACUUUUUAACUUUUACUAACAUUUGCUACUCACUUCCAGCCUCAGUUUCAACAACAAAUGUCUUACAUGGCUCAACAGCAACAAAGACAAUUGCAGCAACAGCAUCAACCAUCAUAUCCUCAACCUCCAACUGGAAUACCAAGGAUGCCAUCCUCCCAUCCACAACCAAUCCUCCCCAAACCAGCCUCAGGGGACAUGUUUGGCAGCUCUGCCGGCAUGAGAUACUCCAGCAGUAAUGUAGGAGACAAUCUUCCAGGUCCAGAUUUUCCCUCCAGCAGAAUGACCGAUCAACAACAGCAUGGAAUUCCAUCAGCAUCCCAAUCAUAUGGCAACACACCAAUGGGUCGUAUGGGCUCCUCUUCAGAGAUGUUGGCUAAAUAUGGAAGUAGUCAAGGGGCAUACCAGCGCAAUAAUCCUCAAUCUUUUCCAGUGUCUCUUCAUUCCCGACACACACCUUCUCCCAACAUUACUUUGGGUUCACCCAUGAGAGUUGUUGCAGAUGGUAAGUAUCAAGUAUCAAUUUAAGCAAACCCUCUCCAUCCUAACAUUAAUAGAGCAUUUACAUUCUCCUUGCUGUCCGCUUUACAUUUCCUAUGGUACAGAUGAGAAUUUGAUUGGCAAUCAGGAACUUCUGAAAUUUGUUGUCCAAAGUGCAAGCCCCAGAUUGGACAUACUGAAUAAUCAUAAGCAACCUUUCAAAUCUGGCCAUGUUGAGAAAUAGAAUAACACUUGCAGCUGUAGUUGCCUGAAUAUGAGUGUUGAUAGUGAACAUUGGAGUCAUGAAAUGAAAUGUGAUGAAAAUGGAAUUCAGACUUUCUCACUGAGUUGUCUGCUUAAUGUUAAUGUCAGUAAGUACAUAAAUGCAAUAGAGGUUUCCCCUGAAUAUAAUUCACUUUACUAUAGUUAUGAGAGUAAGAUUUUAGAACUUGAGCACACAACAAGAACCCAAGUUGUUCCACUGAGAAUGGCCAACCUAAUGAUUAAUUUUCCCCCAAUUUUGGUUUGAAGGAACUUCUCCAUCAGUUGGUAUGCCCAAUUUUGGCACAGACAGCCCAACAUCUACAGGAAGUUUGCCCACUUAUCCUCGCAGUAAAAUGCCCCCUCCUUUUGGAAUGGCAGGAACUGCAAUGUCUGGCUCUGGAGUAUCUGGUAACAGCCUACCUCCAGCGAGUGUGGGAGGCUCUACAGCUGGAUCAGCUGUGGGUGGAACGGCUGCUGCAGCUGCUGCGGCAGCUGUUCUUGAAGCUGCUAACUCUGGACCAAGAUACCCUGGAGCAGCACAAGGUCCUGGUCCUCCCUUUGUUAGUCCUCAGGAGAUGAUGUUGAGCAGUAAAGGAUCAGAGAACAUGCCUGCUUCAGGGAUGUCCCCAAUGCAAUUGGGUUCUAUGAUGGGUGCAAAUGUUCAAACAGGUCAGCCUCAAUGUUUUGACCCCUUGCAUUGAAAUUGUUUUGAAUAACUAAUUGGUUAGCUAUCUCUGAAAUCAAAACAAGCUCAGGGAAGGAAAAAAAUAUGAAAGCAUAAUUCCAGGGUUAAUAAAGCAAUUUACAAUUGAGUGUCAAAAGUAUUCCUGUGUUGCGUUACUUUUACUUUAUAUUGCUUUGUAAUUGGUCUAGAAAACUUGGGCUAUUUUCUCCACCAAUCAGCCACAAAAAUAAAACCAAUAACAACUUGGUCACUGGUAUUUUCUUAUGCUUUUGGGAGUUUGGUUGUUUUUACGUUUAGUUCUCACUGGCUCUUAACCCUUUAACUCCCAGAUCAAAUUUGUAAUUCUCCUUACUUUCAAUCAUACAAUUCUUAUAAUGUUAGUUCAGAGAAUUUAGUAUUGGAUCAACUAAUUAUCCCCAAAUUUAUAUUUUUCUUUAUUCUUAUCACUUAUCUGGUUGAUAUUGUAUUGAUAAUGUAAGGAGAAAUUCUGUCUCAGUCAUUCAUGGGAGUUAAAGGGUUAAAAGUAUCUUCUUUUCUUCUGAUUUGUGGUUGUGGUUACUUCAGUUUUAGUUUAGUGACAAAGUACUCUAAGCAGAAAGCAUUAUGUGGGCUCACUUUAUUCAAUGUCUGAUACAACAUUUGUUGCGCAUGUAGCCAUCCCAUAUUUUUCUGAUAAACACAAUGUUGAACGAUAUUGUUUGAUCAUUAGCAGGGGCUUAAGAAUUGAAUUUACACUAAUUUCAAAAUAAUUUUGAUUGAAGUACAUGUAGAGUAUCUGAUAAACACAAUGUUGAAUGAUAUUAUUUGAUCAUUUAGCAGGGGCUUUACAAUGGAAUUUACACUGAUUUAAAAAUAACUUUAAUGGAAGUAUAUGUGAAGUGGUCUUCUAAACCUUCUGAUCUUGCCUCCCUGUAGGCCGGGUACCAUCUCCAACACUUAAUGAACUUCCAACAGCAGAGGAUGUGGAAGCCAUGAUUGAAUCAAUGAGAGCAGAAGAAGCUGGACUUCCAACUGAUAAUGACAACCAACAGCAGCCACCCUCUCAAGGUUCUGCUCCUCCAUCUGUGGCAUCACUGCCUACAACAGUAGCAUCCUCUCCAUCACAGCCACAAGGAACCCCUGUAAAUGGUAAGAUUUAAAUUUUUGUGCAUUUUUAGUGUCCUAAGUGAAGAGGACCUUUGUCUUGGGAGCUACUGUAAGGUGUCAUAGCAAGUCAUAAUUGUUGUGCACCCUACUCCAAUGGAACAGCUUUAAUUUGAUACUUCUGGAAGAGAUCAUUUUGAAUGAAGCUACCAGUACAUCAGACUCACUUCAUUUUGCUGUAGCUGAGGGGGGGGAAUUAUCUGCAGUGUGCCAACAGCCAACCUAGAAAGAGCAUGUACACUGUUAAUAAUUUUAGCAAUGUUUGUAAGAACAGCUUAACAUAUGAUUUAUUUAUUGCUUUUUAGGCCCAAAUAGUAACACAGAUUCUCGUGAACUUACUGGUUCCACUAUGGACUUGACCCCUGCUAUAGAAAAAGGGGAUUCCCCUCCCUCUGCUCCAUCGUCACCUCUAUCAAAUUUUUCUGGCCUUUCCCCUGGAGUGUCUCCUUCAGGAGUUUCCAUUACAUCAUCAUUUGGUAACGCUGAGAUCGACUUGGAUGAAAUCAACCCUUCACUUCCAAACAAUUCCAUCUCAAUGGUUAGUUUAUGUUUGUUAUAUUAUAGCUUUGUUUGCCAUCUUGUGGAUAGCCUUACAGGGAAGUGGCUACGGAACAAUGAUGCUCAGUUCCUUUUGUUCUUGUUACUAACAAUGAUCACGUUUGAAGUCAACAAAAUGAAAAUUUUUUUUAAUGGUUUUCUGAGAAAGGGGAAGACUUGUUCCACAUACAUUUCUUGUUCCAAUUGCAUUUCUUGUUCCAGUUAAAUUUUGUGAGGAAAGCUAACCAGAACCAUUAAAAGUUUUCAAAAAUUCUGUUGAUAGCAUUUUGUUGAAAACAUGGUGUCUGUGAAGCAUCAAGGACUGAAGAAUUUCCUCUGCACAGAAUCCUGCACCUAAUUUUGAUGGCCUGAGCUAGUUUUUAUGUAGACACAGGGAAUAUAAUGCCACUUCACACUUUCCUUGCCAUUGCAUUUGGUCAUGCACCUGCUAACCUUUUGAGAUGUGCUUGUGCAUGUGUGUGUGUUUGUUUGAUAACGGGUUAACAGGCUUGGUUGAAAAAUGUUCUUUAGUAUGUGCCAUCAUGCUGAGAUCUGCAUAUUUUCUCUUCAAGAUCCCAAUUCCAAUUGAUUUUGACUAAUGUAUGUUUUAAUUGUUAGUCAUCAUACCAGUUUCCAUCAUCCAGACAGAACCAACAGCAAUAUGAGAAGGUAUGCAUUUUACUUCUGUUCAUUAUUACACUACUACACUAUUACAUUUCACUCAAGUUCACUAUUUUCUGUGCUAUUGGAAUUUUUCAGAAUGUUAAUUUAUUCAGUAAAGAUUUCCACCAGGAGCUUGGCAGUCAUUCUUGUUCACCAAUCAUUGUCACAAUUGCAGGCUCUUGUGAAACAUCGAAACUUUGUGUGGGUUGGAUUUUGGUUGUUGUAGUGGUGAAUGUGCUCUCCUGAGCAGUUCAUUGCAAUUUUGUCGAGCAAUCCCCUACCCCCUUCAGCCUCUAAUUUUUCUUCCCACUUCAGGGAUGUUGAUAAUAGCCGGAAGCUGGGAAAAUUACCCGGCUGUGAACUCAAUUUUUCCGGCUGUGAAGCACUACUUCUUUCUCUAAAAUGUUUUUAAAUGUUGUCAGAAGAUUGCUUUUUAUUUAUUUCAUUUGUUUACACCUUCAAUUCGCGGUAUAGCAUGCCAAAGGCACACUAGAGUGGGCCUUCGGCCCAAAUACCCACCUAUCAUUGCAAGAUUCCUGCCUGUUAAAAACUUUAGCUAUAUCCCUGCACUUAUCUUAUCAGUGUUGAAUGGUGCCUCGAUUGUAGGCUCAUAGCUGGGCUGUCAGGGUUUUCAGUCAUGUGAACAGUACCCUAUCUGGGGGCGGGCAAGAGACAGUGGAAGCUCCCUAAAUAACUCAGGUAGCCUCCUUCCAUGCAAGUGAGACAGUGGGUAAACACUCUUUGUCAGCAAAAUAAAAUACUUUACUUUACUUUACCUAUCAUUUCUUUGAUAACUGUUGUGUGAUUUCUUAAAUUCUUUCAGUUCUCCAAGUUGUAUGAACUCUCUGAUGAACCGGAGAGGAAAGAGUUUCUCAAUAAGUAUCAGGCUUUCAUGAGCAGUCAAGGUAAUGAAUAUGUGGUCACCAUUAGUAUAAAUGUACUCUUGAAAACUCUUGGAAAACUUGACUAUUAGUUCCUCUAUAUCAUCAGUGAACGAUGAAGUGAAGUUUUAGUAAAGGGGGUAAGUUUCUAAAGAAACUUUGGUGCUGUGUCAGUGGGGGGUAUUAUCAACUGAGUUUAUAAUAAAUGACUGUGAAUAUAUGAAAAUCAUGUAAAUGAACUGCAUCCCAUAUGAGGGCUCCUAGAAACUCAUUUUAAACUUAGUUCGAAGAAAGAUUGUGUCAUGCAAUGUUUCCUCAAGGUCCUUCACUACUUUACUCUUUUACACUCUAGCAUCAGUAUCUUUAUUCUUCCUACUCUUCUCUAUAUAUUUCAUUUGGUACAAGGAUUAUUUGUCUAACAAUGGAAGCUUCGUCGGGUGGUGACCAUUUUCUUUUAUUCCCAUCACCUUUACAUUUGACUUGAGGAUUACACUGAAAGGAGAAAUGAGAAGCCAGUCACUCUUAGGUGGUAGGGGUUAGACUUCUGGUUAAGAUUUUGAUGUUGAUUUUAUUGUUAAUAGGUACACAGAUCGCCCAAGUUCCGGUAGUAAUGAGGCAGCCGCUGGAUCUUUUUAAGUUCUACACUGUUGUCCAGGAAAGAGGUGGUUUACAAGAAGUAAGUUUUGUAAAACCGCUGCUUUUUGCUGACAUUUUUUUGUUAUUUAUUACUGCUGUGCUAACGUCAUUACCACCAUACCAUGGUGGUAAUAGAGACGAGAACUUAGAACUUAGAACUUAGAACUUAGAACUUAGAACUUAGAACUUAGAACUUAGAACUUAGAACUUAGAACUUAGAACUUAGAACUUAGAACUUAGAACUUAGAACUUAGAACUUAUAACUUAGAACUUAGAACUUAGAACUUAGAACUUAGAACUUAGAACACCACUCUGCUCAGAGGUCAACCUCCGAAUUUUUUGUGGAGAUAAAUUGCGUCAGAGUGUACAGUGUAUUGACAGUCCUACAUCCAAUAAACUGCAGCAUCCAAUCGAAGAGCUGAAGGGUUCGACCUUUCCUUUUUUUGUUUGUUUGCUCGUUUUUAAAUCAUACUUUUAAAUACAAUCGAUACUCAUUCUCUCUUUGAGAGUCCUUAUUUCCAUGUAUCAUUUUUUCGAAUCAGUGCUCUUCCACGUAACAGUAUGCUAAACUUUAUUUUUUGUUCUUCAUCUUUGUAUCAGGUGGUCAAAAGAAAACUCUGGCAGGAAGUUUUAGAGGCCAUGAACCUUCCAACAGAUAACCCGAAUGUAGUGAACCACCUUCGUAAUCAGUACUCCAGAUAUCUGUUGUCGUACGAGAUGAAAUUCAGUAAAAGUAACUCCAUUGACGACAUUAAGAUUAAUCUUCUGGAAGGUUCGGGUAUUCCGCCCCCUAAUGCAACAGUCACUUGCUCAGAGGCAAUCAUACCAACCAACAGUUUGACGCAGACCUCGAGAGCACCUGACUCCACGCCGAUUCACGGAACCUACAGCUCGAUGACAAAUGACUCUGUUCCCAAUUUACCUCCAAGCUACAGCGGGAAGGACGGAUACCCUGAGCCCAGCUACGACACCAACAAAAUGUACCCAGAAUUUAGAGAAAAUUCUGGAAGUUUUCCAAUGAACCCUCCCACGCCUUCCAGUCCGUUUGGAAUGCCCCAAUACCCUUACGGUGGAGAGAGAAGGAGCAGUUUAUCAAAUCACCCUCAAAGUGGAGGGCUCCCUCCUUACAUGAUGUCGCAGCGUAACAUGUAUCAGGGCCCUUCGUCCCUGUCACAAUUCUAUCAGCAGUCGAACUCACAAGCAGGCCAUUCAGGGACGAACUACCAGCAUGCGCAGUAUCAGCAGCGUUCAAGCCCGUCAUUGAUGGGAUCUCUGGCAUCACCCCAUUCCAUGGUGCCCAAUGCAAGCUCUCAAGAUAAGGUGCACUCGUUAUGGGGUUCUCAAUACAGCCCAUCAGCAGAGCCAGAGCACAUGGUAGAUUACCCACCUGGGGCACACAACAGACUUACGCGUUCCUCCAGCGGACCUCAAUCUCAGUACUCCCCUGCACCGCCGUAUGGCUCUUACCCAGGCCGCCAAAACCAGUAUUCAGCAACACCACCAUAUCGCCCCAGUCCUUCGCCGUCUCCUUCGUCAAGACAGCCCAUGGCACAGGCACCGCCACUCCAGGCUUUGCCAAAAAUGAAGUAUCCUGUACAGCAAACUGCACAUCCACCAUCACAACAGCAGUCACACCAACAACAAUCUCACACGUCAUCUAUAAAGAGAGAGAUGCCUUUUCCAAACGACUGUGUUGAGGCCACAAGGCCUGUGUUCACUAAGAAGCGCAAACUCACUUCCAGAGAUUUGGGUAUGUUUUUGUUUUGUUUGUAUGUUUGUUAAGUCUUACUUGACGCAAACAUCAAAAGAUGGAGAGGAGCAAGUCACUGUUGAUGUUCUUCACCCUUUGACCUCUAAGAGUGACUAGCGUCUAAUUUCUCCUUAAAAUACCAUCCUCAAAUUUCAUAUUAUGGUAAUGAGAACGAAGGAAAUGAUCACCAACUAAAGAAGCUCAUGAUUGCUAAACAAAUUCUCCUUGUCAGCACCUUAGAAUAUAACAUUGUGGAGAAUCUGCAUACUGAUGUUUGGUUAAAGGGUUUAGCCUGCUUUUCAGUGUUAACCGUACUCUUGGUGUUAUUGCUUUUCACAGCAUAUUGUCUUGGCUAUCCGCAAUUGGUUAUUUUGGUUAUUGUCUUUCACAAAAAUAGGUCUCAAAAAACUCAGGGGAAAUAUCAGUUUUGCUUCGAGACUUUUUGAUGUUUUUUUUUUAACUGUUUUAAUUGAAAUGAAAUAGUAAUUGAUGCUUUUCUCUCGCCUCUGUUCUUGAUGAUGAUCAUUUCAUAUCCCUAUAAGUGCUAAAACGGUAUGCCGUGAAAGCAACUGACAACAACAUGGUUCGGUUACCAAAGAGUAGCAAGGUUUAUCCUUUACAUUCUAACUUCAGUAUCAUCUUCUCCAAAAUGUUCUCUCUACAUUUCCUAAGGCGCUGACAAGGAGAAUUUUGUUUAACAAUCAAGAGCUUCUUAAGUUAGGAAUCCUUUCUUUUCUUGGAGUCUGGAUUCAAAAGUGCGAGUUUCAAUUGGUCCUCUCAUUGUGUUUGAGUUCUCGUGCCAGACCCCCAUCUAUCUCAAUUCUUUCAUCGUGUAGGGUUAUAAAGGGAUCAGUCUCUUUUUGCUAUGGAAACCUGGGAAAACCGCAGCCAGAUUGGCCCUUAAGUUCGUAAGCUGACUCGAACUGUUGUUAAAGCUUUUAUUUUUUUCCUAGGCCCUGUUGAAGCAUGGAGGGUAAUGAUGUCAUUGAAAUCCGGCUUGUUAUCAGAGGCGACCUGGGCAUUAGAUACCCUUAACAUCCUGCUCUAUGACGACAACACGGUGCUUUACUUCAUGUUAUCGCAACUGCCGGGUCUCCUGGAUAACCUUAUCGAUCAUUUCCGACGUUAUUUGAUUGACAUUUUCGACACAUUUGUCGAGAGUGAGAUCAGCGUUGGUUCGGUGGUUUUACAAAUUGCGCGAAAGGAGGAAAACGAGGAAAAGAUUGAAAAGUUAAAUAGAGCCGCAAAAAAUAGUUUUACCGCUCUGUUGGUAGCAUCCACGUUUGAUAUUCCAAACGAUGGAUUUCAAAGCGGAUCCGGCGACUGGCUCAUGGGAGGUGGAGACACCACGCGUCAUAUUCAAACACACCUUGGCUUCAAGACGAGACCAGAAUACUCGACAAAGGUAAUUCAUUGCAGAGAAGAAACUGAGUGCAGUGAAGAUGUAAUUCUUUCCGAAACUGAUGAGAAUUGCGAAGGAGAGGUAAAAGCUGAGAACGAGAAUACAAAUCAAACUGAAAGUGACGAUGAGAAAUCAUUAGCCGAGUGUAAAGAUGACAAUUGUUGUGCAAACGAAAUGAAAUGUGAUGGGAAUUUUAGUAAACUGAAAACCGAACUGCCCUCUCCUGUGGUAGAGGAGGGCAAAUCAAAAGCUGACAUUGUUGUUAAAAAAGAGAAAGAACCAUCACAGGAGGAAUUAAAAACUCAGGAAAAUGAUAAGUUCAACAGAGAGAGUGAAGUAGAACAGUUUACCGCGCGGUUAAAAAAGGAACUGGACUUAGACCUGGAUUCUGAUGAAGAGGAUACGGAAUCGGACGCUUAUAUUCGAUCAGUUGUUAGUAAAAUAAACGUGAAACAGGAUGCAGUUGUUGAAGAGCAGUCGUGCGGCAAGGAAGAUGCACCUUUGUGCCUAAGAACUGAGAGCCAGGACGCCGUGUCCCGGCGCUGCCUUUGUGUGUCUAACAUUCUACGUGGACUUUCCUUUGUUCCGGGAAACGACGCUGAGAUGUCGCGUCACGCAGGAUUGUUACUCAUCGUUGGGCGGCUUUUACUUCUUCAUCAUAAACACUCCAAACGUGUUCCCUACAGGCAUUCCUAUCUGCAGGAUGAGAUCGAGGUGGAGUGUCCCAGCGACGAUCGUCACGACUGGUGGUGGUACUGCUUGGAAGGUCUGCGUGAGAACGCUUUGGUGAUAACAGCCAAUGUAGCCGGUCAGUUGGACUUGUCUCUGUAUCCUGAGGCCAUUAGUCUUCCUCUGUUGGACGGGCUUCUCCACUGGUUCAUAUGUCCGUCGGCUGCCGCUCAGGAUCCCAUGCCCACAGCUACUCCAGGUACUUCCCUGUCCCCGAGGCAGCUGGUUCUUGAGGCCUUGGCGAAGAUGAGCAUCUUGGAGUCUAAUGUUGACAUCAUUCUUUCCACUCCGCCGUUGACGCGGGUGGACGAAUUGUACACCAUGUUGGUUCGACUUGUUGGCGAGAGAGACAAUCCGGUGACUCGUGAACUUGCUCUUGUCUUGCUGUCCAACCUGGCACAAGGAGAGAAUUCCUUCGUUGGUUUCGGCGACAGCAAGGCGUGUAUUUCAAUGUUGUUGGAAUUUAUCGAGGAUGCAGCGUCCAGCAUGAGCGCAUAUUCAUCAGGUAGUGCCCUGGCGCAGGCCGGCUUUCAUUCGGAGAGCUUUUGCGGUACGAGUGUGGACAUGUUACGUCGGGCUGCCUCGACGCUAGUGUGCUUGGCACGCAUACGCUCCAACCGUGCCUUGUUCUUACCGUUUCAACAGCGGAUCUUAAGGCUGUCUGUUUUGCGGGUUCUGGACAGUACAAUCACCAACCAUUUGGCGGAGAUUCUCUUCUAUUUAUCCAGAUGAAAUGCGGCGCGUGCGCCCUCCGUCCCUGGCGGUGUUGGCCUCGAUUCCACUUUUUUUUUUUUCGUGAUGGUGAAGCAAUAAGAAACAAUUCUUGUUCUCCAAGAACGUAUGAGAAGUUUCGGUUGUCGUUUUGUAUAUGUAAUUGUGGCCAAGCCAGUGUAAGUUUGACUUCUGUGUUGUAAAAUGACUCGAAAGUUGUCUCGUCGUGGCGAUAAUUCGCUCAAUGUUGAAAUUAUGUUUUCAUUUUUUUUCUCUCUCUCUCUCUUGUGACAUUAAUAUUUGUUCCCUACUUAAGCAUUCUUCACUCGAAAGAAAGCGGAAUAAUCAAAUUUUCACUUAAUUAUCCGUUUUCCAUGUUUUGUUUUGUUUUUGUUUCGUUGAAAAUCGUGUUUCGUACAUCAUAUAAUAAGGACAACUUUCGUCUUGCGGCAACAGUAUUAUUGGUAGUACAGGAGUGCGAUACAGACAUCUAUCACUGAUUAUUAACCAGCUGUAUAACCAUUGUAUGAUAUGUAAAGUUGAGUCCGUCCACAAUAUAUUAAGUAUUUCUGGAAAAAGAGCUUUUUGUAGAUUUGACAAAUAAAGCAAGGAAGCUAAAUUUUACAUUUUUGCUAUCCCUGUAGAGAUAACGUAAAAGGAGGCCAGGUAUUGUUUGAUAUGAAAAAAAAAUUACGUGUAAAAAGGGCCUCGUAAGAUAAGUAUGUAAGAAAAGUGUUACGUUAGGUAGAAUAUAUGUUGAAAGGAGAUAUUAAAAUGACAGUU
Pocillopora meandrina is the source of this 17973-nucleotide messenger RNA. Lineage: Eukaryota; Metazoa; Cnidaria; Anthozoa; Scleractinia; Pocilloporidae. The record is from the annotation of a GenBank genome assembly.